AUGUAUUCAAUACCCGACGAUAACGACUUCGAUGUGGCCGCUACUGAUAUUAGCGAUCGGGUGAUUGUGAUUCGCGACCGAAAGGUAGUAUUGACCAUUGAAAAAUGGCUGUCCAGGCUGACCACGGACGAGAACCGCGGUCACAACGAACUCGAUUACUUGAAGCUCUUGCAGAACAUGAUGGCUAACAAGCGAAUCGGCCCGCCUUUUCACCAGAAUCCACCUGCAGGACCGUUGUUGCCACUGGGUAAUUAUCUAUUGCAUUCGCAGCAAUCGGUGUGUGAGGGACCGCCAGCUUGGUGCAGAAACCGGGCCAAAUGUUGUAGACUCAUAAGCAAAAACAACGGUAUAAUUGAGUCACAGCCGACGCAGCAAGUAGACAGCGAGGAUAACGAUGAUGAGGACGAUGAGGAACAGAUCGCUCAAGACAUGAAUUGCAAAAUUAUCAGAAAAAGUAACAAAAAUGACUUUGAAAAUGUAAACCGCGGUUGUGGUGCGGUGCUGUCUACGAACGACGAAAAUAAAAGCUAUUGUAAAAGCGAAAUCGCCGUCACUGAUGAAAACAGUAAGUUCAGUGCAAACGACAACGGGGAAGUACAACUAAAGCACACUGAACGCGACGGACUGCACUUGGCCGGUGGUGGUGGAGCUGAAUGUGGUCCGUGCUCUGGGGGAGCCCGGGCUUCUAAAAAAAAAAUUGAGCCAGGAAAAGUCUGUGACCCGUGUUUGGACUCCAUGGGACGGCAUUUAAAACCACCGCAACCGAGUCCCCUAGACGUGGCAUAUCGGGAAUUGUUGGGCGAUUGCGCAUUACCCGUGCUUACAGAAGCCGAACAAAAAUCUGUGAACCCUGGACUGUUAUCAGUAUUGAAAUCCGUCAACGACCAAAUAACGUUGCAAGACUUUUACUUCCAGGUAAAUACUUCACCAUUUAUGUUUUCGCAGUUUCUUGGGUCUUAUUCGGGAAAUUGAAAAAAAAAAGGAACGACGAAAAUGGAAGUUAGAUAAUUGAUAAUGUUAAAGGGGUUAAGUUUAGAAGUGACAUGUAAGGCAGAAGAAAUAAAAGAGAUUAAAUAAAGAUGGUAAAAUAUGAUCUAUGAUGGACAUAAAAUACGAACAUCCAAAUUAUCCGGAUGUUCAAAUUCGGAUUGAGAGUUCCUACUGAUCAUAUAUGAUACCUACUUGUAGGAUAAACUUAUAGUGUAAACAACAUAAAAUGCAGUCUAUGCAAACAUUUUAAUUGAGAUAAAAAAAAACUAAAAUAAAUUUGUGUUGAAUUCCCUAAUUGCUGUUAUUUUAGAAUUUAUAAUCAUAUACGUGUUAUCAUAUACAUGAUACAAAACUGGCGGACAAUUUUAAAAUUAAGGAGCAUACUUUGAUUUUCAAGAGCAGCGCCAUUUAAGGGAUGUCAUUUUAUUUAAAGUAAUAAUAUUUUAUUUGACAAUGCAGGUAUCGCAAUUCACGUGUGAUCAGGCGUCGUUGCUGAUAAAAUUAUCAGAUAGUAUGAUGGACGAUUUCAGAACAUUCACAUCAGAUGUGUUCGAAAGUAGAACGGAACAUAUUAGCGACGGUCUGAUCAAGGAACAGACUGCGCUGAACGUUAAAUACACGUACUUAACACAUCGGGCGUUCAACCGGGCAACGAUAGCGUUAGACUUUCUGCGCGAGGCCCUACCGUUGUUCUGCUUUUCCAAAUACAAAACUGAUCCGGAAGCAUAUAUGAAGCGUAAAAUACUUACGGCGGUCCCAACUGUCGACGCACAAAAAGACGGUGACGGAGGUGGAAACGGCGAUGACGGAGCGGACGGUGGUGAUGGUGGCCACGACGAGAACGAGAAAGGCGCACAACAGUCGGCUGUCAAGAAGUUAUUGUACGCUCUGAAUUGGCUACGGGCCGAAGUUUUACGUGUUGACUGCGAGGGCCAGCAGCUGUUUGAACAGCGAAACCGGCUUACCACCAGUUUGGCUGAUUAUAACGGACAACUAUCUACGGCACAGUGCCAGGCGGCUGUAGAUAUUGAUCGGCUCAAGAAUGAGCUUACGCUACUCAGAAAAAAAUCGUCGGACCAGGAGGCCAAUAUUGACCGGCUUAUGGAGGCCAUCCAAGUGUCCAUGCAGUCGCAGACGAAGUCCUCCGAUUGUUAG
Molecule: messenger RNA, 2145 nt
Organism: Cinara cedri
Lineage: Eukaryota; Metazoa; Arthropoda; Insecta; Hemiptera; Aphididae
Source: the annotation of a GenBank genome assembly